AUGCUGUCCGCUCUGGAGGCCAAGACCCAGCUGCUGUCUAGCUUUCACCCCCAGACCGCCGGCCAGACUGAGCGGACGAGCCAGGAGUCGGCAAAGACACUGCACUGCCUGGUGGAGAAAUCCCUGCCCUCCUGGGAGGCCUCGCUCCCCUGGGGAGGUGUGCCCUCCUGCAGGAUUCUCAGCCCCCUGGUGUGUCUGAGGAGCUUGCCCUUGAACACAGUUGGAUGGCCCUUCACAAACUCCUCCCCUGCAGCCGGCACAACGGCACUGUGUGCCUGCCGCCAGUGCAUCUCUGUUGAGGAUGAAGACCCCUGGUUCAGGAAGCGCUUUAACACGUCCAUAUCGCCGCUCUUGUCACAGAAGAACGCCAUGCUGUCUGACGACACCUUUCAAUGGUGGCAGAGGCUACAGACUAAGAAAAAUGCCAACUACAGUGCUUUGGUGCAGAAACUAUUCAAGGUUGUCCCUGGGGAGGGACAUUACAACGACUCAGGGCCCAAUCGCUGCAGGACUUGCGCUGUAGUCGGGAAUUCUGGGAACCUCAAGGGAUCUGAUUACGGAGCCCUCAUUGACUCCAAUGACUUCGUCAUAAGAAUGAACAAAGCUCCCAUUUUGGGCUAUGAAAAGGACGUAGGGAACAGAACCACCCAUCGUGUCAUGUACCCAGAAAGUGCCACAAACCUGCAAAAGGACACAAGUCUGCUGCUGAUACCAUUCAAGACUUUGGAUCUGGAGUGGAUUACUAGUGCUCUGACCACAGGCACUGUGAAACGCACCCGGAUGCCGGUGAUGGCCAAGAUUAAUGCAGACAAGAAUAAGGUGUUAAUAUACAACCCCACGUUCUUAAAGUACGUCUAUGAUGUGUGGCUUGAACGCCAUGGGCAAUAUCCCUCCACCGGCUUCUUAACCUUGAUGUUCGCCAUCCACGUAUGUGAUGAGGUGAAUGUUUUUGGAUUUGGAGCAUCCAAGGACAGAACCUGGCAGCAUUACUGGGAGACAAGGAAAUUUCUCCAGUCAAUGCCAACCGGAGGGCAUGCUGGAGACUAUGAGUCCAUCACCAUGAAGCUGCUGGCCUGUAAAAAUAAAAUGAAGUUGUUUGAAGGGAGAUGAGGGUAACCAUUGGCUGUGAAAUGAACAGGACUGCCGAACGGCCUUAAAGGCUGAAGUUAGAGCAUGGUAAAUGGUUGGCAUUUAUAUAGCGCCUUUUUCCAAAGCGCUGUACAAUUGAUGCUUCUCAUCCACCCAUUCAUACACACACACACACCAACGGCGAUUGGCUGCCAUGCAAGGCACCGACCAGCUCGUCAGGAGCAUUUGGGAGUUAAGUGUCUUGCUCAGGGACACUUCGACACAGCCUGGGUGGGGGAUCGAACUGGCAACCCUCCGGCUGCCAGCUGACUGCUCUUACUGCCUGAGCCAAUGAGACGACUGCUCUUACUGCCUGAGCCAAUGAGACGACUGCUCUUACUGCCUGAGCCAAUGAGACAACUGCUCUUACUGCCUGAGCCAAUGAGACGACUGCUCUUACUGCCUGAGCCAAUGAGACGACUGCUCUUACUGCCUGAGCCAUGUCGCCCCCUUAGCAGCACUGGCUUC
Messenger RNA from Conger conger (European conger), 1596 nucleotides. RefSeq names its product CMP-N-acetylneuraminate-beta-galactosamide-alpha-2,3-sialyltransferase 1-like. The transcript has 9 exons. Gene Ontology annotation, molecular function: beta-galactoside (CMP) alpha-2,3-sialyltransferase activity. The coding region runs from base 1 to 1110 and encodes 369 amino acids. Lineage: Eukaryota; Metazoa; Chordata; Actinopteri; Anguilliformes; Congridae. The record is from RefSeq and is a predicted model, not a curated record.